GUUGUACUGGAGUUCCAGCGUCCCGUUAGGUGGAAAACAAUCACCGCCAUCUAGUGAGCAUCACAGACAGUCUGUAACCACUGAGGGCAGAAAGAGCAGGAAUAAAAGCUGAUCCUUGUUUUGCGUUUCAUCUUUGUCAAACGGAGUCAUCAUGAACUGUGUUUUCAUCUGCCUGCUGUGUGGAUUGUCGUGUUGUGUUCUUGCAAAAGAUAAAGAACUAAAGGGAAAGUACAGUGCCCCUAUCCUGGAUGUGAAAACUAGAGAGCUGGUUUUAGAGGCUAAACAAGUACUGCUGCUCAACUGCAGGGGCCGCUGGGAGCUGUCGUGGGCUUUCCCAGCAGGUUUGGCACAGAAUCAGGUGUGGGUGGAGGAAUCCCGUUGUGGAAGGAUGGGCCAGCAGUACUGCAGCCACCUGAGAGUCAACAGCACUCAGGCCGAGCACACCGGACUGUUCCGCUGCCGGUACCGACACCGAACCAGAAGACAGGCCACUGUUUAUGUCUAUAUCACUGACAGCCAGAGGCCAUUUGUGGAAGUGGAGGGUUCAAGACCAGAUGUGCUGUACAUGAAGGACAGGCAGCCGCUGGUCAUCCCCUGUCGGGUCACCCACCCUAACAUCAGCGCCACACUGGUGAAGUACCCCAACCACAAACUGAACCCACGUCAGUGGGACAUCACCUGGAACAGCAGACAAGGCUUCACCAUCAAGAGUCCAAAUCUGUCUUACAUCGGCCUCUUUUUCUGCCAAACCACCAUUGAAGGAGUCACACACAGCUCAUACUUUUACUUCAUACACCGACUAGUGAGUGUCAUCACAGAAGUGUAUCUGAACAGCACUGGACCUGUUCAGGCCCUGAAGGGGGAGAAACUGGCUCUGAACUGCACAGCCACUGGGGAGUUAAACACCAGAGUAGAUAUCACAUGGGACUAUCCAGGAAAGAACACCAGCAGCAGCUCCAUUUCCAAGAGGAUCCUACGAUACAGAAAACAUGUGCUGUUUUACAGCAUCCUCACCAUCUCAAAGCUGCAGCGCUCCGACAGAGGCUUGUACACAUGUCGUGUGAACAGCGGGGAAAUGGUCAAACAGCAGAACGUCACCGUAAAUGUCUUUGAUCACCCGUUCAUCCGUCUGAAGCCCAGAAAUGGAUGUGUGAUUAAAGCACAAGCAGGACAGAAAUCUUACCGGAUUUCUGCCAAACUCAGAGCCUUUCCCACCCCGGACGUUCUGUGGUUAAAGGAUGGCAUGGUGGCAGCAGAGAAGUGCUCACGCUACCACGUGGAAGGGAAUUCCCUGGUGAUCCGGAAUGUGGCAGAGGAGGAUGCAGGGAAAUACACCAUCCUGGUAGCAAUCCAAGAACACGGGCUGUAUCAGAAUCUCACACUCACGCUCGUGGUUAAUGUGAGUCCUCAGAUAGGAGAGAAAACGGUGUCGUUACAGGAGCCGGGUUUUGUCCCACGGGGGAGCAGACAAGCCCUGCACUGCACAUCCCAUGGAGUCCCUCCUCCACACAUCCAGUGGCUCUGGCAUCCGUGCCCACCUAAAGGCCUGUGCAUCUCUCCAAAGUCCCCAUUGCUGUGGAGCCCUAUUACAGAGAGAGUCUCCACGACAUCCUCACACAACCGCAUCCUGAGUGUUAUUUGCAGACAGGAAGUGCUUCAGGGGAAGAAUAAGACGGUGGGCGUUCUGACGGUGGCAGAGGCUGCUGUAUCUGGAGUGUACCGUUGUGUCGCGUCCAACUCUGUAGGCGCAGAUCAACUGGACAUCGGCUUCUACAUCACAGAUGUCCCAGGGGGCUUCAGUGUAAGCCAGAGGGAGGAGCCUAUAGAGGGGAGGGACCUCCACCUCACCUGUGCAGCCAAUAAGUACCUGUACACAGCGCUGUCAUGGCAACAGGCGAAUGGCACCGAGGACGCCCAGUCUAUGAGUCCUACUCUGACUAGUCAGCUCAGAUCAGGGUUGUUCUCCACUUCUCUGGUGCUGUUGCUUAGCAACCUGACAGCCAAAGAUUCUGGAACCUACCGCUGCUCCUGUCGCCACACCAUCACAGGACAUGAGACGCACCUGGACACACAGGUGGUAAUCAAAGUUUUGGAGCCUCCAGUGCUGCUGAACAAUUUGACAGACUGCACCGUCAAUGUCAGCAGCUCAGUGAGCCUCAGUUGUCCUUCCCGCGGCAUCCCGAUGCCAACCAUCUCAUGGUACAAGAAUAAAUACCCCCUGCUGCAGGAUUCAGGUAUUGUCAUCACACCAGAAGAUGGGACGCUUCAUAUUGACCGAGUCACAGCGGAGGAUCAGGGUCUGUACACAUGCCAGGCUACCAAUGAAAAGGGCUCUGCAGAGAGUUCUGCCUAUGUAUGGGUCAACAGUGUCUCCGAAGGUUCUUUUCCAGAAAUUCCCACUCUUGCCUGUACCUCUGUGGUAGCUGCUUUCUUCUGGUUUUUGCUCACACUCCUCAUACGGAAACUGAAACAACCCAACUGUUCCAACACCAAGCCCGAGUACCUGUCAAUCAUUCUUGACACAGGAGAGGGACCAAUAGAGCAGCAGUGUGAUAGACUGCAGUACGAUUCCAACCAAUGGGAGUUCCCCAGGGAGCGGCUCAGAAUUGGGAAACCUUUGGGUUGCGGCGCCUUUGGCAAGGUCAUGCAGGCCACAGCAUUUGCUAUCGAUGGCGCCACCAGCUGCAGCACUGUGGCUGUGAAGAUGCUCAAAGAUGGAGCUACAGCCAGCGAGUACAAAGCUCUAAUGACUGAAUUGAAGAUCCUCAACCACAUUGGGCACCACCUGAAUGUAGUCAACCUGCUGGGAGCCUGUACCAAAGCAGGAGGGCCGCUGAUGGUCAUCGUUGAGUACUGUCGCUAUGGAAAUUUAUCUACUUUCCUAAAGAACAACAGAGAAAUAUUCAUGCAAGACCGGCUGACUGGAGGAAAGAACGGAGAGAUUAUGUCUUUGGGCUUCAUGUCUGACACUCAGAACAGCAUUAGGGACCAAAAAAAGAAUGCCAUUGAACCCAAACCUACCUCCAACUUUCUGUUAUUCCUGGAGGAUCUCAUCUCCUUCAGCUUCCAGUCGGCACGAGGAAUGGAGUUUCUGGCCUCUCGCAAGUGUAUCCACAGAGAUCUGGCAGCCAGGAACAUUCUACUGUCUGACAAUAAGGUUGUGAAGAUCUGUGACUUUGGCCUGGCCAGAGACAUUUACAAAGACCCGGAUUAUGUUCGCAAAGGAGAUGCCCGUCUCCCUCUCAAGUGGAUGUCUCCAGAGUCCAUCUUUGACAAGGUGUUCACAACCCAGAGUGACGUCUGGUCCUACGGCAUUCUACUGUGGGAGAUCUUCUCUUUGGGAGCUUCGCCAUAUCCUGGUCUUCACAUCAAUGAGGAGUUCUGUCAUAGGCUGAAGUCUGGAACAAGGAUGCAAGCACCAGAGUACAGCACACCUGAGAUUUACAGCAUGAUGCUGGCAUGUUGGGAGGCCAAACCCUGUGACCGCCCCACCUUCUCGCAGCUGGUGGAGACUCUCGGAGACCUGCUCCAGGCAAGGGUGCAGCAGAAGGGGAAGGAUUAUAUUCCGCUGGGAUCCAUCGUAAACGCACACAACAGUGCAGGAAACCCGAUUGCAGUCACCAAUCUGAGUUAUAUGAGGGAUGUGGCCUCCCUGCAGACUUUUGAGGAACCGAGCAGCCCCGAUAAUGAGCAGAGCGACAGCGGCAUGGUCCUGCCAUCAGACGAGCUGAAACAUCUGAUGUGGAAUAACAGCUCCAAAAACAACAAACUCAGCAGGAUCUUGACCUUCUCAAAGCGCCAGGAAAGCCGGGAGCCCUUCAUAUGUAGUGACACCCCAGGUUGCUGUGACAACCAACCAUCCAUUCUCCCAUGUGACUGCGAGUCUGAUGAGGGGAGUUCUCCUCCUCCCGACUACAGCUCAGCUUUCCUCUACCCCUCAUUCUAGCAUUCUUUUUAACUGUGCACCAGGUGUAUAUUUUCUGCUCUGAAAAAAAGUGGUUUUAAAAUCUGCAGCCAAGCAGUAAAAACAAAAAACACAAAGAUCAAUUGUCAAAGCUCACUGCACUAGAGGUUUUCAGUAUCAUCUUUCAAUUCCACGCAAAACUCCUUCCACAUAACAGCCAGAAUUUUUGUAUUUUAAUACUGGAAGACUUGCUUUUCUAUAAACUUGAUGAAAAGAUGGAGCUGUUAAAUUAAAACCUUUCGGUGUGUGUGCUUGGCGGAUGCUUGCACUUGAAUACUAACGUUAUUCACAUGCACAUAUUCAGAAUGAAUUUUGCAGCUUGUGUUGGUACCUCAUGUAGCGCUUUGUGAUAACGACUUUUUUUUUUUUUUUAAAUGACUGGUCCUCACACAGCCACCAUAUGCUGGACAGUUACUCAUUUUAUUAUCUAAUGGAAAUAUUUUAUCUAUUGGUAUUUAUUUUUCAUGUUGUAAUCAUUCUAUAGUUGAAUCCCCCAUUAAAGGUUUCUGUGCUUUAAAAUGGAAUUAUUUCUAUAGUAGUAAUUUCAUGUUGAACAAAGUUGGACAAACCAACAGGCAGCAUUUAUAUUUUAAAAUUGCAGUUUACUAAAAUAUUAGUUAUUUGUUGUCGUGCGUGUGUUUUUAAGCAAAUUCUGAUUAAAAACGCAAACAUUCCCACGUGGAAAAAUAAAAUUCCUACAUGUAUUCUGUA
Thalassophryne amazonica is the source of this 4675-nucleotide messenger RNA. It is a transcript of the gene flt1, whose product is annotated as fms related receptor tyrosine kinase 1. Gene Ontology annotation, cellular component: plasma membrane; signaling receptor complex. Lineage: Eukaryota; Metazoa; Chordata; Actinopteri; Batrachoidiformes; Batrachoididae. The record is from RefSeq and is a predicted model, not a curated record. Gene Ontology annotation, biological process: multicellular organism development; positive regulation of kinase activity; vascular endothelial growth factor receptor signaling pathway. Gene Ontology annotation, molecular function: vascular endothelial growth factor receptor activity; ATP binding. Bases 152 to 3946 code for a protein of 1264 amino acids. The transcript is spliced from 30 exons.